Messenger RNA from Symbiodinium pilosum, 1545 nucleotides. NCBI's taxonomy places the organism in Eukaryota, Dinophyceae, Suessiales, Symbiodiniaceae. The record is from the annotation of a GenBank genome assembly.
AUGGCGCUUUGCCGGACGCUGUGCUCAGCGGUUUUGCUGCAUGUUUGGACGGUGGCGUCCCAAAGUGGCGCGUUCACCGAAUCUUAUACGGAUGAUGCCACACGGCUUCGGACCGAUCUCUUGCGCAACUAUGAUUCAGUUGUCCCUCCUCGCAGCAAGCGGGCCGUGGAGUAUAGCAAGGCUGGAACUGACGUGGCUAUGGAGAUCCGCAUUUUCAAGGUGCAAGGAGUUGAUGCAUCAGUUGGGCAGAUGCGCCUCAAGGUUUGGGUACGCAUGUCGUGGUACGACACCCGCCUCAGCUGGGACCCGGCCGCAUAUGGCAACAUCACAUCAACACAUUUCCGUGGAAUGCAUGCGACCAAUGCCGAAAACUCAGAAAUCUGGUUGCCUGACGUGCAGCUGUACAAUGCCAAUGUCGGCAAUGAGUUCUCUUUGGACAAUGCGUUAGCUGUGGCGUAUUCCGAUGGAUCCGUGUUUUGGAGUCGCCCCGGGCUGCUAGACACGCUGUGCAAGUUCUCUGGCUUGGUGGCUUUCCCUCACGAUGUGCUGAAGUGCUCGAUGGAAUGGGGGGGCUGGACAUAUUCAGGUGGCUAUCAAGGCAUUAAUCUCAGCGGCAAAGGAUACUCGGAGGCAACCACCGAGGACACUGCUGGAUCCUCAUAUCAGGAGUACAGCAUUGAAGGGGUCGAGGUCGAAACCAAAACUAAUUUUUACGAUGCGUACCCGAGUGAACCAUGGACCUUGGUGAAAUACACAGUGAAGUUGGGCAGAGCUUCAUUUUAUUAUUCUCUGUUGAUUAUAUUUCCUACGACGCUCAUUACCUAUCUCUCCUUCGGUGUGUUCUUCAUGUCCCAUGAGGUUGGCGAGCGUCUCUCCUUCGGGAUCACGCUGCUGCUCGUUAUCGAGGUGAUGAAGACAACAGGCGCUUCCUUUGUCCCAGUCUGUGGCGAGCUGCUUUGGAUAGAUCUUUUCAUGCUGGUGAACACCGUGUUUUGUUGUGCCAGCUUGGUCGAGACCAUGCUGGUUCUGUUCUUUGCCUUUCACAUUGACCAGCACUUCCUUCCGAAGUGGCUUGCUUGGGCAGCACCGUGGUGCCUUUGCAGGCCAGACCCUAAUCUGCUGGUGGAAUCAAACGCUGGCCGCAUCUACCGCGAGCUACGCCAUUCAGAGCACAAAUUGACGGCGAGCAAUACGUUCAUUCAGAAGGGCGCCAAGAUCCAAGAGCUCAGCCAGUCAAACCUUUCUGCGACAGAUACGGAGAAGCUGAUUUUCUUCGAAAAUCUUUUCUACCUGCUGGAUUCAGACUCCAAUGGGCUCAUCACUGUGGAGGAUGCUGCCUGUAUGUUGAGCUUUGUGAAUUUGGGCCUGUCACGUGUCGUUCUCGAAGAGAUCCUCCUGUCUGCCUGGGAUCCAAAGCAACUGUUUGACUGCCGGGACUUUCUGGAGAUCUGCGUGGAGCUCAUGUGGACCACCCCGUUUACAGAAAUCAAGUUGGGUACGGAGAACUACAUCAGUUCGCAGAAGCUGAGACCUAAAUCUGAGUGA